Messenger RNA from Astyanax mexicanus (Mexican tetra), 1790 nucleotides. RefSeq names its product docking protein 1a (gene dok1a). The transcript has 5 exons. Gene Ontology annotation, cellular component: cytoplasm. Gene Ontology annotation, biological process: cell surface receptor protein tyrosine kinase signaling pathway; positive regulation of MAPK cascade. The record is from RefSeq and is a predicted model, not a curated record. Bases 100 to 1590 code for a protein of 496 amino acids. NCBI's taxonomy places the organism in Eukaryota, Metazoa, Chordata, Actinopteri, Characiformes, Acestrorhamphidae.
AGGCUGAGUCAGUUUUAAAUUCUCGGGCUUCAGUACAGACCAGCAAGACGUUUUAAAGAAUCCACAGAAUAAGAAGUUGAUCAGCUUGGAUCUAGUGGAAUGGACACCUUUAUGAAACGAGGAGAAGUUUAUCUACAACAUCAUAAACACUCUGAGAAGUGGAAGCGGUACUGGCUGAAUCUUUACCCAGGCAGCCGAAAUGGCGUAGCUCGGCUGGAGCUUACAGAAACCAGCUCAGAUCGGUCACCGGCGAUGGUUCGAAGGCAACCUGAUCGCAAAGUGAUCAGAUUAUCUGAGUGCAUCAGUGUGGUAAGACUGCCCCCACAUGCAGAGGCCCACCCUGGAGACAACAUGGCCGCCUUCUGUGUCCAGACAGAUGACAAGAGGAUGGUGUUUGCAGUGGAGAAAGAACGAUGUGGAGAGUGGGUGGAGAAGAUCUGUGACAUUGCCUUUCAGAAGGGAAGCAGCAGCAUUCCACGGCAGGUUCCACAAAUGGAGGAGAAUCAGAUCUAUGCUUCCAGAGAAGAAGUGUUCGACUUCUGGGUGACUCUGCAGCAGUCUGAGGCGGCGGUGCGUUGUGGACUGCAGGGGGCGUACUGGCUGCAGACUGGUGAAGAGUCUCUGAUAAUCCAGGAUACUGAGAGUCGGCAACGUGUAAUAGAAUGGCCAUAUAAGCUACUGCGCCGUUACGGUGGAGACAAGACUGUGUUCUCAAUUGAAGCAGGCAGACGCUGUGAAAGUGGCCCUGGCACCUUUGUCUUUGAAACCAAGCAAAGUGAAGAGAUUCUCCGCCGGGUGGAGCAGGCCAUUCAGCAGCAGAAAACCCUGAGUGUCUCUGCAGGCAGCUGCUCUCCUCGAUCUCCUUGCUCACCCUUGCCCAGACGACCCAUCAGUGCCUCCCUCCUCGACACUCUGGCCAACAGCUCUGGACUCAGCAGCUCUGAAUCCAGUGCAAACAAUGAUGGUCCUGGUGGCUUAGCUGAUUCAGCAUUCGUCAAAGCUGCAACUGGAACAUCAAAGACUAAUCCCAGACUUCCCGGUGAAUCCACCGGCAUGCCUGAACCCAUAUAUUCAACUCCCAUUGAUGAUAUUGCAUUCAGAUUGCAACAGCCCACAGUUAAAAACGGAAGGCCUAUUCAUCACCCCUACGAGUACACAGAACCUGUGUAUUCUGACCCUGCUGACGUCAUCCGGCCCAACCCUAACGCACGCAUGUGUGCCUGGUCUAAUACCACUGACACAGUCUCAGUCCCCGUCCCCCUGGAAUCAUCUCACCAUAGCCCUCAGCCUGACCCACUGUACUCUGAGGUGCUUCACAUCAUGCCAAACCCAGCGCAGCAACCAGUAAGCCAGGCUCAAAAUAAAGAAGAACCAAUCUACAGUUUACCCAUUCAUAAUACAGUGCAUAAGUCAUGUGAGGAUGUUCAAACUGCCUCAGAAGGCAAGUCGGACAUGGAAAACAGAAAGGUGGAUGAGAUCACUGCUAUUUACAGUCAAGUCAACAAAGCAGCUAAAACCAAAAAACCCAAAGACAAGACUGAAUCUCAAAGAGUGCCAGAUGUUGUCUCUGAACCACUUGGUUGGAUUUAAAAGGACAUUAAGAUGUUUCUAAGUUAUGUAUCAUUUUUGUAUAGGUAAUAAGAAAUAAUAAAGUUUGCUAGCUCCAAAAAUAUAUAAUUUCAAGGUACUGAUAUUGUAUUUGAUGCUCUUUCUCUUACAGACUCGCAGAAAUAAACAUGUCUGCUCCUGCCUUUUCACUAAAUUAUUAAAUAUACUGAAUUUAAACUAAA